Messenger RNA from Coregonus clupeaformis (lake whitefish), 2260 nucleotides. RefSeq names its product cell death-inducing p53-target protein 1-like. Gene Ontology annotation, molecular function: zinc ion binding. The transcript is spliced from 7 exons. Lineage: Eukaryota; Metazoa; Chordata; Actinopteri; Salmoniformes; Salmonidae. Gene Ontology annotation, biological process: tumor necrosis factor-mediated signaling pathway; intrinsic apoptotic signaling pathway in response to DNA damage by p53 class mediator. The record is from RefSeq and is a predicted model, not a curated record. The coding region runs from base 481 to 1107 and encodes 208 amino acids.
UUGAAAGCACCACAAGAGGCGGAUGUUGAGUAGAUUCAUGAUAAACAGAGUAGCUAACGUUUGCUAUCUAAUUUGGCUGCCAUCAAUUGACUUCCCUACGGCCAAGCUUGUGGUAUAGCUAUCAUCAUUAUUACCUCAUUCCAAUUGUGUGGAAGAGACAACAACGCAUCAGAGACGCCCUGACAUGCACGGUGAUCUCACACAGGCCUGGUCAGCUGACCUGGGAAAGUGAAGCCUAGUAGGCCGAAGUAUGGAUGGCAGGUCUGGACAGCUGGUGGCAUAGCAGUCCUGCUCCCUAGGUUUGUUUGUUUUCAGACUCCGUUCCAGAGGCACGUGUAGUAGUCAGACCGCUGGACCUGACAGAAGAGCUCUCUGUAGGUGGAACCUCCCCACUGUCAUCAGCAGAGUGGCUGAGUGAGUCCAAGGCCCGUGGUGAGUGGAGCUCCUACCCCAGGCCCCCCAUCCAAAGGUCCAGCCAGCAUGUCCAGCGACCCCCCUCCUCCCUACCCCGGAGGUCCCAGUGCCCCUCUUAUCGAGGAGAAGAAUGGACAGCCAGUCGUUCCGGGCUCGGCAGACGCUGUAACGACGGGUCCUCCUCAGGGGCACCCCCUGCCUCCAGACUAUGGCCCUCCACCCUAUGAGGCCACGCUACAGCCAGGCUUCCUGCCACCACAUGUCCCAGGAGAUAUGCCCAUGCCACAUGGUGGCUUCUACCCUCCGCCGGGUCACUUUGCCCAUGCCAUGCCAGGGCAGUUUGGCACGGGGCAGUUUGGCCCUGGGCCCAUUCAAUUUGGGCCUGUGGCAGGUCAGACGGCUCACACGGUGCUGGCACCCCCGGGGACAGCUACCACAGUGACCGUGCUACAGGGGGAGAUGUUCCAGUCAGCACCCGUACAGACUGUGUGUCACCACUGCCAGCUGCCCAUCGUCACUCGCAUCAACCACAGCGUGGGCCUCAUGAACGCGGUCUUCUGUCUCUUCUGCUUCUUUGUUGGGUGUGAUCUGGGCUGCUGCUUGAUUCCCUGUCUGAUCGAUGAUCUCAAGGAUGUGAUACACACCUGCCCCUACUGCAAGGGCUACAUCUACACAUACAAGCGUAUCUGCUAACCACCAACAGACAGACCCGUGUGUGUGUAUGUAUGUGUAUAUAUAUAUAUAUAUAUAUAUUAUGCACACAUUAACUCACAGCCCCUCAUGGUGGUAGUUGCAGCCUAUGUUCUUUCUCCAACAUUUGCUCACUGUGUCGCGCUUCAUUUAGCCCUCCUAACUGUACCUUCACUUUCUAAUGUAUUUACUCUAUAUCAGAGUAGGCUGGUGGGAGGAGCGGUAAGAGGACAGGCUCAUUGUAAUGGCUGGAAUGGAAUCCAUGGAACAGAGUCCAACACGUUGUCCAUGUGUUCGAUUUGUUUGGUACUAUUCCAUUGAUUCCAGCCAUUACAAUGAGCCUGUCCUCCUAUAGCUCCUCCCACCAGCCUCCUCUGCUAUAUAUAUAUUUUCAGACUCGCUUACCUAGCUAUGUACAGGCAUUUAGAUAAGUGCUAGAUAGACACGUCACACAGGACUGAACCUAAUCUAAAAACAGAAACCUAGAACAGUUGAGAAGAUGAGUUGCAGAUAUGGAACAUCUUGCAUACUUUAGAAAAAUGUAUUUGGUUACGGGAAGGCUUGGAAUUUGACAUUUUUAGGAGAGAAAUGGAGGGGUAGAGAGGAAGCUCACACUUUGGGCAAGCUGUAAAAAUGUGUCACUUUACUUUAAUCAAAAUCCUCAGCAAUUGCAGGGUCAGUAUUUUUUGUUUUUAUAAUUAUUUAAUCUAUUUUAAUAUGUUAAUAUUGAAGACAAUUAAGGUUACGUCCAUGUCUGAGACCUACUUUAUGUUUAUGUUCUAAUCACCCUGUUUGUCCUACAACCUAAAUAAUGUAUAUCCCUUUUUAAAUGUUACAAGUAAAUAACCAUGUAUCAGAUUUGUCCUGACAAACUUGAGUCGGUAAGACUGAGUUUGUUAAUUUAUUUCGUUUGUUUUGCUCACCUGGGAGUGGUUAAGUGAGAGAAGUAUCUGUUUUUUUAAUCCUCUCUGUGCUUUAGAUAGUCACUCGAUGUCCAGGGAUUUUUGCUAGAGCUGUUACACAAUAAUGCCAUUCAUGUCCAUAUUAAUGUAUUCAAUUUUGAUAAUGAAGCAAAUGUUUGCUUGCAUAAUGGUAUUGCGAAUACGCACGUUACCAUGUGAAAUGUCAUACAUUCAUAAAACCAUAAUUGCCAUGA